AUGACCCUUUUGAUGGGCUGCAGAGUAAUCUCCGGCGUUGCAUUAGAACCUGAUGGAGCGAGAGGAGUAAUCAUAGGAGGUGGGGGUGCAUUCCUGGAAGAUUAUGGUGGUGGGGGUGGAAGGGGUGAACUUUGCGGUGGUGAAGAUACCGGUGGCAAGGGUGAACUCUCAGGUGCGGUUGGUGAUGGUGGUGGAGGUGAAUUUUCGGGUGGUUUUGGCGAUGGUGGAGGUGGGGAAUUCGUAGGUGGGUUGGAUGAAGGCGGUGUAGGUGAACUCACUGGCGGAGUACUCACUGGUAGAGUAGAACUAGGUGGUGGUGGUGAUGGUGGAGGUGAAGUUUUUGUGUAG
Molecule: messenger RNA, 348 nt
Organism: Morus notabilis
Lineage: Eukaryota; Viridiplantae; Streptophyta; Magnoliopsida; Rosales; Moraceae
Product: acanthoscurrin-2-like
Exons: 2
Coding region: 1-348 (115 amino acids)
Source: RefSeq, a predicted model, not a curated record